Colletotrichum lupini is the source of this 10944-nucleotide messenger RNA. Its product is annotated as phosphatidylinositol 3. The coding region runs from base 1 to 10944 and encodes 3647 amino acids. Lineage: Eukaryota; Fungi; Ascomycota; Sordariomycetes; Glomerellales; Glomerellaceae. The record is from RefSeq and is a predicted model, not a curated record. Gene Ontology annotation, biological process: DNA repair; ubiquitin-dependent protein catabolic process. The transcript is spliced from 8 exons. Gene Ontology annotation, molecular function: ubiquitin protein ligase binding; protein serine/threonine kinase activity.
AUGCUUGCUCUCAUCGACCACGUCACCCAGGCUCUACCCUGCCCACCUGGAUCCGGGGACGGACCGUACGUGGAGCCACUGUUGAAAGACUAUGUCAAAUCCAUCCUCGCCCUGCUCUCCCAUCAGGCGAAUGUCGAGCAGCUUGCUCCACUGGAUGCGGCCGGAUGGAAGAACUGUGUCGACUUCUGCGUCGAUGCCGUGCGGGUAUAUCUCGAUCAUGCUGACAGAGACUCCGGCUCACGGGGAUCUCCAGCACCGGGCACGGCAUCUUUGGGCUUCUCUACUGGAAGAAGCACCAAUGCUAGCCAGAGGAUGCCGGGUCAAAUCCAUCGCGGUACCGUACAGGACCUCAUUCAUUGCAUCCACCUCCUCGUCCGCCCGCCAAAUGCGCCGCUUCACGAAAGAUCUAUUGAUCUAUCCGAGACGAUCAUCCAGGUACUACAGCUACGCCACCUUGGGUUGAGCCAAGUGAUUCAGCUGAGCUUUGCUUCAAUCAACAAAGUCUUUGUCGAGAUUCAAGCAAACGACAUCUCUCGGGCUGCCAGCUUGGCCAGAGACCUUGUGCCACUGAUAAGUCAUUGGUGGCAGGCGCGAACAGCAUCUCAAGACGGGAUGCUCAAUUCGAUCCGGGACGAGAUGCUGAAAACCAUGUUGAUCAUCCACCUCCAUCUUGAGCGUCUUGUAUGCCUCGAGGGUGACGAUACAGCCCGCAAAGAAAUAAUAGGACUCGCCGAUUCCCUAUGGCUGGAAUACUCGCGGCGAACCAAACAUUCCCAGCUUCAACUCGAUGAUCUCACAUUCGCCCCCCAGAGGUUGCCCGAGGACUAUUUCACACUAGAGGUCUUCGGCCUUCGUAUACACAACCGGGAGGGAGAGCGAGGAUGGGCUUUGUGUCAGAACCUCGCCAUCUUGGAGCGAAUCAUUUGGAAGAGCCGCAACAAGGAUAUAUCACAGUCGUCAGAGGAGCAACCGCGAAAAAAGCGCAAGACUCACGCUGCAGCGACGCGUUUGCAGGAAAAACUGCAGUCACCCAACUCGGCAGCACGGAUACUCGCCUUGCAGCUCGUGCCUUUCCUUCUUCAAUUAAACACUUUCUCUGUGGCUGAAGUGUCGGAUCUUGUUAUUGAUCUCGCCGGCCUUGCUGGCGAUAAGGACUCCACGGUAGUAUCUUGGGCUAUGCUCGCUUGCUCCAGCUCCGCAAUAUCACAGGUCAAGUCGGCCGAUAAUUCAGACUCAUGGAGACAGCUAUGGCAAGUAGCUGCUCGAGCAGUCGGUCUUCCUAGUACCAGUCGUGCCGCCAGCGUACUCUUGCACACUGUCCUUGAAAGAAACCUUGUACUUUACCACGAUGUUUCCGAUGGCAUCAACAGCAUUGUCACGACUGCCGACGCCAACGGCCCAGCCCUCUUGGUGGACUCUUCCAUUACCCUCAUGUUUCAUUUACGGUCCCUCAGAAACGUCAAGCUACCCAACGCAAGCCAGUCAACAAAUCAUCACGUUAUUCGAUGGAUAUUCCAGAGAUGGAAUCCAGUGACCGGAGGGUCCAUUUGCGAGGUGUGGAAGGCACAAUACCACACAGCAGUCCUAACACGAUACCUCCUGCUGCUGGACGCGCCACCAGCAUCGAAGCCACGCACCCUCCUGAGCUGUCGUUCGAACACUUCCGAAUCAGUCCAGGCCAACGAUGCCUCUUUUCAUGCCGCAAAGAGACUAGUAUUGGAGCUCCUGUUCCCAAAGGUCGAGGAGUUGCAGGACCUCUGUGACUCGUGGGCGAGAAAGGGGUCAGAGGGAGGCGCUCCCAUGUCUUCAGACCGACUUUACAGUCUCUUCUCUGCAAAUAUCAUAGGCAUCCUCCUUGCCAGCCAGCUUGUCGACUUGAACUCGGGUCAGUCACGAGACAUCGAAAGUCUCCUGGCCAAGCUUUCCGAGGCCAGCAUAAGUGCUGCUUCGAACUCGAGUGACAACACAAGUUUCGAGCUUCUGUUGAGAACAAUACGACCGGUGCUUCCGUCACUUAACACAACGGGCAUCAACAGCCUCGAAGAACAUGCUCCACUGUUGAGGCUGAUCUUGACACUGACAGCAACCGUGGAAGAGAGAUCCUUGCGGCAAUCCUCGGGACAGGACCAAGAUCUUAUGGAUGUGGACGAUGAUUUCGACUCACAGGAGAGCAGAGUCAGCGUUACGCUAUCCGAAGUCCCCCGCUCGAACAUCUCAUUGAGCCUGGAUGGAGAAGCAUUCAUACAUGAAACUAUACAACGUCUAUACCAUUUUGCAUCGAUGCAUAAAGACAACGGGAAGGUGUUCAUGGAACAGCUUCUGUCGCUCCCUGACAAGGAGUUCAUGUUGUGUAGCACUUUCACCUCAGAGCUCUUCGAGUCUGACUUGCCGAUCAGUGAAGAAGAUGCGAUCGGUGUCGUUGAAAGAACAGGCGACAUCAUGGGUGGGCCCGAAUACUCCUGUUGCGAAGUAGCUCACUCGACCAGCUUAAGGAUUCUGCAAAGCCUCAUGCCGGUCUAUAAGGACGACCAACAGCCCGUGGCCAAGAUGUUCGGCGACUUGUACCAUCACUUUGUCAGCAAAUAUUUGCCCAAUAACCUCCUUUCCCCACUGUCGCAGAUGUCUCUCUCGAGCUUGCUGCUUGCGCUUUUGAGGACCAACCCACAGUAUGGGAGCAAUCUUGGCCUAGACUCUUGUCGAACGACUUUACUGUCAAUCAUGCAAAGCGGCACGCUGCCCGUCAAGUUCUUCAUCGGGUCCGCUUUGCCGGACGUAUUCAGCUCCUACGUACUUAAGAUGCAUGACGAUAUCUUUCUUGACGUUCUGAACAGUCUUCCUACCAACUCCCAAGACCUCGAAGGCAUCGCGUUCCGCCUCUUUGUGCUGUCUCAGCUCGCAUGCCGCUGGCCAACCCUGCUCAGGAGAUGCACGUAUCACAUCUUCGAGACGCCGGGGAAUAUCAUGCAGUCCAGUCAGUAUGCCAAACGGUGCCUGGAAACGGUUUCGCAAGCCCUUUGUCUAUCCUCUUCUCAAGAGUUAUUCAGAAUAUUUAGCCCCCAGCUGCUAUACACAUGGCUUGCGCCCCCCGCAAACGACGAAAACGGCCCAGCCAUCAACAAAAUCGAGGACAUACCAUAUGAGAUUUUUGGCUUUCCGACUCUUAAUGGCCUUCUACAGGAAGCGCAGACCGAGACGACAGCGUUGCAGAUAAUGCGCCAUCGCUACGAAGACGUCGAGUCUCUUUCCAAGCGCCUGGGUAUCUCCCUAGUCGACAUGGUGACGCAAGGAUUCACAAAGAUCAUGGCAUACGCUAUCGCACAUGAGCUCAGCACGCCUAUUUCUAAAGGCGAAAAAGUCGAAACCGGCGAGACGUGGGCUCGGACGCUUUUGGGUAACGAACCAUUCCUCGAUCAAAUUUAUUUGAACUUUGCCGACAUUGUUGCCUUGUUGCUGGAUCUUUUCGACCAAGAAGACCCCAUCGAGAAGCAUCUCUCUAGAGACAAGAGCUUUGAAUACGCCUGUGAGGCACUGGACGAGAUGAAGCAGUUAUCUCAGUCGACAACCGCCCUACCGCCUAAUCAACAACCCAUGUUCAGGGCCAAAUACCUCACCAGAGAGCUGUUCCAUGUGUGUCGCCUCACGGAGUACGAGCUACAAGAGCUCUGGACACCGGCUUUGGUUGUCUCGGUCGCCCGGAGAAUUUUCAAUACUGUCCACCCUGCCUUGGGCUCGUUUCACGCCUGCUCCGUGCUGCGCAAGGUCAGAGUUUUGAUUUCUCUUGCCAGCCCUGUCGCGUUGGAAGCUUAUCCUCUGGAAAUGCUACUUUCGUCCGUCCGGCCGUUCAUUGUGGACUCGGAAUGUGCCGACGAUGCACUUGGUGUGAGUCGGUAUCUCAUCACGAAAGGGGCUUACCAUCUCGAGCAAACCCCAUCCUUUCUCGCUGGUUACGCCUUGUCUACUCUAGCAUCUCUCAGAGUUUUCCUCGAGUCCAGUCAGUCAAGUACAACCCAAGAAAGUCAAUUCAAGGCGACCAUGAGCAAAGCCCAGACUUUCCACUCAUGGUUCAGUUCCUAUCUCACUGGCUACGACUCGAAUAACUUUGGCGAUGAGCAGCAACGGGAGGCAUUCCGACUGAUUACCCAGUCUGCAUCCAAAAUUCGAUCUUCAGGAAACGCCGAGAAGGGCACGCACGAGAGCACUCUGCUGAUGGAGAUUCUCAGGGAUGGCGAACGCGAGUCGAAGCUUCUGAACGAGGCAGCUCGUAAUCUAGCACUCGGUUUAUUGUGUGGAGAUUUCGCUGUGCCCACCACAGGUCGUCAAGAUGUAAUUUCCGACGAUGAGGAGGCCCUACGGCACACCGGACUUGUGUGGAAGAGCUGCAAUGCGUUAGCUCUCAGUGACGAGUAUCUCGCCUGGGCAGGCCGCGUUAUGGGCAGGUCUUUCGCCGCUUCGGGAGAAAUUCAAGCUGAACUUCUGGAAGAGUCCGAGCUAUCACAGUACAGCAGGAUUGCACCAGGAGCUAAUGACUCCGAGAAGGGACUGCUGAGUCUACUGCAACAACUUACACAGAGCAAAGAAUCUGCCAUCGGAGGCUUGGCCGAAUCGGCUUUGAGGGCAGUCGUGUCAGAAGCAGCAGCGCAGGAGGACGGUGCGUUAGUCUCUGCCGCCCAGCAGAUCUUGACAGAAUCCUUGUGCUUGGCCUCCGCUUGGGCUCAAUAUCGCACGCCUCCUUCCGACUUUGUCCUGUCCCCGAUUGUUCCUGAUUCGCAGGUCUUCUUCCGGGAUCACGUGGAGAGUUCUGAUUGGGUUCAGCAGCUCGCUGUUUACCUUGCGCAGUCGGUUUCCGAGUACAUUGUCCUAAGCGCGCUGGUGCCAAUUCUCAAGAACGUCAAAGGUUUUGCCCAAGAUGCAUUUCCAUUCAUCGUCCACCUGGCCUUAUACAGUCAACUGGAUAAGCAACCCCACAUCAAGCGCAACUUGUCGGAAGCCGCCAAAGAGUGGCUCAAGAUCGAGGAUGAUGCUGCGCGGACGAACCAGAAGCAGCUGAUCAACACAAUACUAUACCUCAGAACACAGUCCAUUCCUCAGGAGACAUCCAUCGCGGACCGGGCAUUGUGGCUCGAUGUCGACUUCGCUGCCGCUGCCGCUGCCGCCUCUCGUUGCGGUAUGUAUAAGACCGCCUUGCUGUUCACGGAGGUUGCCGCCUCUCAGACAGUUCGCUCGUCUAGGCGAUCAUCUGCGAUCCGUGAGGACGAUUCUACUGAAGUCCUUCUUUCGAUUUUUGAGAACAUUGACGAUCCUGAUGCGUACUAUGGCCUCCCACAGUCCGCCGAUUUCUCAAGUUUCCUGGCUCGAUUGGACUACGAGAAGGACGGCUCCAAGAACUUGGUCUUCCGAGGAGCCCAGUACGACAAACACAUUCGGACAAGGAACCCCGCAUCACAGGUGGAUAGCCAGUGUCUUGUCAGAGCUCUCGGUACUUUGGGUCUGGUGGGUCUCUCUCAUUCCUUGUUACAGACGCAACAGAGCCACGACGGAGAUGAAGCAUCCUUGGAGGACACUUUCCAGACAGCACGCCGACUGGAGCUAUGGAAUCUCCCUGUCCCAUCAACCGCCGACAAUUGUGCCGUAACCAUUUACAAGGCAUAUCAGAAUGUCCAACAAGCCACUGACACGCUUUCUGUGCGCAAUGCCAUCUAUGCCGGCUUCAGCCAGACCAUGCGCAGUCUUGUCAAUCGUGGCCUGAAUGCAGCCAGCCUUCGCAAGCAUCUCGGCGCUCUCGCAGUUUUGACAGAGCUUGAUGAUAUUGCCAACGUGGCUGACUUUUCUGAGCUGGAGGGCAUGCUUGGCAAGUUCGAACGACAUGGCCAGUGGAUGAGGCACGGAAGGUACGAAGAUGUCAGCCACCUACUUUCUUGUAGAGGGACAUCAUUGAGCUUGAUCAGACAGAAGCCCAAGCUUCGCGCCCAGGCCUUGUCAACAGUCGAGGCCAGACAAAUCGAGAUCCGGUCCAUGCUGAUGUCCUCGGGGAUAUAUCGCUUCCAUCAAGCAACGCAAGAGUGUGUGAAUCUCUCCACGUUACUUGUCGGCUUGAUCGGUACAUGCGACGAGCUCGGCGUUAAGGUGGAUGCCGCCAUCAAGAUUGAGACAGCCAACUCAAUGUGGGACUAUGGGGAAAUGAUCCCUUCCAUUCGCAUGUUACAAAGUAUCGAUAGCGACUCGUCCCUCAAGAAGCAGACAAUUCCAGUGAGCCGCUCAGAUCUCCUGUCGAAAAUUGGCUACCAGGUGUCGGUAGCCAAAUUGGAGAACCCUCAUGACAUCCAGAAAAAUUACCUCGAACCCGCUCUCAAAGAUCUUAAAGGGAAUAGCCAGGGACAGCAAGCUGGGCAUGUCUACCAUCAAUUCGCCAUGUUCUGUGACGAGCAGUUGCAAGACCAAGACAGUUUGCAGGAUCUUGCCAGGCUGCAGACUUUGCGGAAGGGCAAGAGUGACGAAGUCUCUCAACUUCAGGACCUCAUAUCGAGCACCCGCGAUCCCCAUCUCAAACAAAGAUACCAGGGUCACCUGAAUCGCGCUCGGCUAUGGCUAGGACUGGACGAGCAAAAGCUCCGUCGCAUGGAGCAGACGAGAGGCGAAUUUGUGCGGCUCAGCCUGGAAAACUAUCUCCUUUCACUUACCGCCUCUGAUGAGCAUAAUAAUGAUGCCUUACGUUUCACGGCUCUCUGGCUGGAGCGUUCCGAGGAGCCAGAGACCAAUGAGGCCGUCAAGAAACACCUCGACAAGACGCCCACGAGAAAGUUUGCAACGCUGAUGAAUCAGUUGUCUUCUAGACUACAGGAUCAACCGAGCUCGCCUUUCCAGAAGCUCCUGAUUCAGCUCGUCUACAAAAUUUGUCUGCAGCAUCCAUACCAUGGGAUGUACCAGAUCUGGUCAGGCACAAAGGUGAAGACCCGCAAAGAGGAUCAAGUGGCAGUCCUAAGACUCAAAGCCACGGAGAAGGUGGCAUCGCUGCUGCAGUCUGCCAAGUCUGUCGCGGCAAUAUGGCAAGCGAUCGAUAGGACGAGCUCUUACUACCAUCGCCUGGCUGUCGACCGAGAUUCUAAUAAGUUCAAGGCUGGACAAAAGAUGGCGCUCAAGGACGUUCACUCGGCCCAAUCGCUUCAAAAUGCGCUGGCCAAGUACAAGAUCCCGCCCCCGACCAUGCAGCUCGAGGUGUCAGCGACCAUGGACUACUCGAAUGUCCCCAUCAUCUCAAAGUUAGACCCGCAGAUGUCGAUUGCGUCUGGAGUCAGCGCGCCAAAGAUCAUUACGGCAGUCGGGAGUGAUGGCAAGAAAUACCGACAACUUGUCAAGGGCGGCAACGACGAUCUCCGUCAAGACGCCAUCAUGGAGCAGGUCUUUGCGGCCGUGUCGGAUCUUCUUAAACUGCAUCGCUCGGCACAGCAGAGAAACCUUGGGAUCCGCACGUACAAGGUCCUUCCUCUGACAUCGGCAUCUGGGCUGAUCGAGUUUGUCCCCAAUACCAUUCCAUUGCACGAUUUUCUUAUGCCAGCCCACGAGAGAUACUUUCCCAAGGACCUCAAAGGCUCUCAAUGCAGAAAAGACAUUUCUAAUGCGCAAGGCAAGACUGUCGAGCAUCGGAUUACCGCUUAUAGGAAAGUCAUAGACAAGUUCCAUCCCGUGAUGAAAUACUUCUUCAUGGAGAAUUUUGUCGAUCCUGACGAGUGGUUUGCCAAGCGCCUCGCAUACACGCGUACGACUGCAGCUAUUUCAAUGCUUGGCCAUGUGCUCGGUCUCGGCGACAGGCACGGCCACAACAUUCUGCUAGAUAGCAAGACGGGUGAGGUCGUGCAUAUCGACCUGGGUGUCGCGUUCGAGAUGGGUCGCAUCCUCCCCGUGCCAGAACUCGUCCCGUUCCGACUGACACGAGACAUUGUGGACGGAAUGGGCAUCACUGGGACUGAGGGCGUCUUCCGGCGCUGCUGCGAGUUCACACUACACGCCUUGCGUGAGGAGACCUACUCGAUCAUGACGAUACUCGACGUCCUGCGUUACGAUCCUUUGUACUCAUGGUCCAUUUCUCCCGUCCGCCUGGCAAAACUACAGAGAGAAGUACAAGGAGAUGAAUACAACAGGGACGACGACGAAGGUGAUGAAGACGGUGGGAAGGGUAAAAAGGGGCAGCAGGUUAAUGAGCCGUCGGAGGCUAACCGGGCUUUGGAGGUGGUACGGGGGAAGUUGUCAACGACGUUGAGCGUAACAGCAACGGUCAACGACCUGAUCAACCAAGCGACCGACAUAAGUAAUCUUGCCGUCCUCUACUCGGGAUGGGCAGCCUUCUCUGCAAACACCCGACAAUUCACUCAAAAGAAGAUUGCCUUCUACGAUUUCACCCCGGCCACCCCGCCCUGCCCACACCAUCCCAUCUCCACGAGAGCGCAUAUCGAGGGAGUUUUGCCAUCACGGGCGACGGGAAGGACAGGCGGCGCAGCGCCGGUCAACGACAACCAUAACCCUCUACGCCGAAGACCCCGCCAAGAUUCCGACGUCUCGCGCUCCGGUUCCGUCGCCCCGCACCAGCAGCAAUCCAACAGACCGAGCCCGAAGCGCUUCAAGUUUGGCGCUGACGACCCUUCCUCUCACAAUAUCAUGUCUACCAAGAUGAAGGGCAAGCUGCCCGAGGUCAUUGACCUGACGCAAUCUAACUCGUACCGGCCAUAUACGGGCGCGAAGAAGCUGAUCAUCAAGAACUUUCGACAUUCGGCGACCAACGAGAAGCUGGAAAAGUACUACGAACGGACCGAGCAGGAAUUGGUCGAUGCUUUGCACGAGAUCUUCAGCGGGCGCAAGCCAAAGCUACCGUUGGAGAGGCUAUCUCGGGCCGUGGAAGAUAUAUGCAGGCGCGGCCAAGACAGCGACUUGCAGCUGUACGAGACCUUGCGGCGAAAGUGCGAGGAGCAUCUCACCCAAGAUGUCCUACGGUCAAUCAAGUCCCGAGCUGGCAGCACAGAUGUAGCCAUGCUUAAGAGCGUCCUCGAGCACUGGAGGGUGUGGAAUGGUCAGAUUUUCAGGAGGAUGGCGUUCCCGGCCCGCGACGACCCAGAUGGUCAGACGCCCGGUGGCAGGGCGUUACGGGGCAUGUACGACCUGAUCUCGUACGACCGAACAGGGGACGAGCGGUUCGAAGCGGCAUUGCUCAAGGACUCGGUCAUGAUGCUACACGUGUUCAACAUUUACACCAAAUACUUCGAGCCCCGGUUCAUCGAGUUAUCAGAGACAUUCUUUGAGGACUUCGCAGAGGAGAGGAGCGCGUCAAGCCUGAAGGAGUAUAUCUCGGCGUGUGAGAGGCUGCUGAAGAAGGAGGACUACCGCUGCAACGAGUACAACUUCGACUCUACAACCAAGAAGCAGCUGCUCGACGCCGCGCACGGUAUCCUUGUGAACAAGUAUUCCGACAAGCUUCUCAACAGUGAGAGUCUUUCCAAGCUCCUUUCCGACCAUGAGGUAGACUCCAUGAAGGCCCUGUACGAUUUGUUGCGACUGUCCGAUAUACAGAAGAAGCUCAAGCAGCCCUGGAGCACAUAUAUCAAGAAGACGGGUGCUGCCAUUGUUGCUGACAAGGAGCGCGGCGACGACAUGGUCCAGAGGCUUCUUGAACUUAAGAGGUCACUAAGCCUCAUUGUGCGCGACGCCUAUGGCGGCGACCAAGACUUUGUCAACGAGCUCAGGAACGCUUUUGGAGACUUUAUGAACGAUCGCAGCAUUGCAACGACGUGGAGCUCCGGAACAUCCAAGGUUGGCGAGAUGAUCGCAAAGUAUGUCGACAUGCUGCUUCGCGGUGGAAUCAAGGCUUUGCCGAAAACACUUCUGUCAGAUAACAUCGACCGAGCUGCGGCAGAGCAGAGCGGUAUAGCCAGCGCCGGCGACGAAGACGCUGAGCUCGACCGGCAAUUGGACCAGGCCCUGGAGCUCUUCCGUUUCAUUGAAGGCAAGGACGCGUUCGAAGCGUUCUACAAGAAAGACUUGGCUCGCCGUCUGCUCAUGGGUAGAAGCGCUAGUCAGGAUGCCGAGCGUAACAUGCUGCGGAAGCUCCGCGAGGAGUGUGGUAUGAACUUUACUCACAACCUGGAGCAGAUGUUCAAGGACGUCGAGGUGGCCAAGGAGGAAAUGGAAGCCUACAAGCAGUGGUCGGAAGGCACCGGCGUGGAUAGAGCCCCUGUCGAUCUGUCGGUAAUGAUCCUGUCACAGGCGGCCUGGCCAACAUAUCCCGACGUCAAGGUGCACUUGCCAGACGAUGUUGCCAAGCAGAUUGAGCGAUUCGACCAGUACUACAAGAACAAGCACACGGGCCGGCUGCUCAACUGGAAGCACGCACUAGCACACUGCACGGUCAAGGCAAAAUUCCCCAAGGGUACAAAGGAGCUUCUCGUCAGCGCGUACCAAGCCAUCAUCCUCGUUCUCUUCAAUGAGGUCGGCAUCGAGGGCUUCCUCGGCUACGAACAGAUUGCUCGCUCGACAAACCUGCAAGGAGAAGAACUGAACCGAACAUUGCAAUCUCUCGCCUGCGGCCAGGUUCGCGUGCUUACAAAGAGUCCCAAGGGGAGGGACGUCAACCCGACGGACACGUUCACGAUUAACAAGGCAUUCAUACACCCAAAGAUCCGAGUUAAGAUCAACCAGAUUCAGCUCAAGGAGACCAAGGAAGAGAACAAGGCGACACACGAGCGUAUCGCCCAGGACAGACGGUUCGAAACACAGGCAGCCAUUGUGCGCAUCAUGAAGAGUCGCAAGGAGAUGAGCCACGGCGAGCUGGUUGCGGAGGUGAUCAACUUGACCAAGAACCGAGGUGCAGUUGAUGCGGCGCAAAUCAAGAAGGAAAUAGAAAACCUGAUUGACAAGGAUUACUUGGAACGCGAGGGCAACACUUACACGUACCUGGCGUAG